AUGUCAUCAGAGGCGUCCUGUUCGGGCUUUGAACCUCAAAUUUAUCUACGAGAACGCUGCAAGAACUGUUUCAGCUUACGUUCAAAGCAUAACUUUAAAAGUGAUACCGAAAGGACCGCCAUUAUCAGUAAUAAUUUUGAUAACAGUUCAAUGAAUAUUAGCCAACAGCAGCAGCAACAGCAAGAAUCCCUUGCUACUUUGAACGCAACAAAAGAGCGAAGUCGAGAAAAACGACGUUCCUGGCGAGAUAAAACAUCAACCGGACCGGAUAACGGUGCUCCGGAACAUAUCAACGAAGGUGUCGAGGAAGAUACAACUUCAUAUACUUCAUAUAAAUCAAUUAAUUCAAAAGAUAUGUCAAGUGAAAAAUCUGUUGAAAGUAUAUCAGAUACGAAAAGUAUGAAUACAGCAAUUUCUGAAAGUAUACAGGACGAUGAACGAGCAAUGACUCCUAUGGAAGGCGAUUUGAAUUUCGAUGCAACAAUGAUGAAGGCAGAAAUAGCACACUUAAGGGAAGAAGUAACUAAAUUGAAGGAUGAAAGGCAAAAGUGGAUGUUAAGAAGAGAGAAGCGCGAAUAUUCAGGCGAUGAAUCGCUGAUUGAAAUGCUAGAAGAGCGAUUAGCUGAGGCGGAAAAUUGCAUUCAAGAUUAUCGUGACGAAAAUACUGUUCUAAAAUGUGAACUUCGAGAAUUGCAGGAAUGUGAAGGUUCAAGUGAUAGUCGUAGUGAAAUGACCGCAAAACUAGCGGACAAAUUGAAAGCCUCUGAAUCGUUAUGCGAUGAGUUGAUGGAGGAGAAUGAGUCGCUGAAAGCGGAUAUCAAAGAUUUACAACAAGAAAUCGAAGAAAUGCAAGAUCAGUACCGUGAGGAAGAAAUUGAAGAAUUUCGUGAACUCCAACGCGAAUUGGAGCAAAAUGCCAAAAAUUGUCGAAUUUUACAAUUCAAACUUCGCAAGUCAGAACGUACACGUGAUGAGCUCGAUGCCGAAAAGCAACAUCUUGAAGUUAAGGUGAAGGAUUUACUAGAGGCCUCGUCUGUAACUGGUGGAUUGCAAACAACUGGGAAACAGUUGGACACGAUACGCAUAAGAGAACUCGAAUCAGAGCUAAGAAUUGCUAAAGAAGUUUCUGUUAGAUUGCAUAAUGAACUUGAAACUGCAGAAGAGAAACGAUAUAAAUUGGAGGACGAAGUCUUUUAUAUGAAAGAUAAAAUUAGAGAGUUACAAACGCAAAACAAAUGGCGAGAAGCGCGAAAUCGGACAGAAUUACAAUCGAAAAAAGGUAGCGCAGAUCUGUUGAAUAACUCUACCAGUUCCAAUACCAGUAAAGAAAUACAAGAUAUACUUGAACGUGAAGCGGAUUUGAGAGAUCAAUUAAAAUUUGCAGAAGAAGAUUUGCGUCGAAUGCAACUUAGAUUGCAAGAUGUUGAAAAUGAGAAUGAAGAACUGCUGAGAAAAUUAACGAGGUUAAAGACAGUAAAGAGACCACCAAUGCUACGCUCAUUCAGUGAAGGGCAUGCACAAAUGCAAUUGGAACUUGCUGAACAUGAAAUGGAGCAUUUGUCGACCAAAGUAGAACGUCUGGAAAAGAAAAACAUUCAUCUUUCAAAGAAAAUUAUGGAAAUGGAAUUGGAUUCAAAAAAAACUUCAGAAAACGGAGAAAUUAUUGACGGAAAAGCGAAACAAUUCGAAGUACCACCAGAAAUGCAACGUGAUAUUGGCAAGCUGAUGACAACAAUCAGUGAAUUAGAACGUAAAAACCUGGACUUGUCAUUGCAACUAAAGCAGCAAAACGAGCUUAAUUCAUCAGUACCAUCAGAAAAAUCUCAAGCUGAGUUACGAAUAGAAAGGGAGCAUAAGAGAAUUAUCGAAACCGAGUUGAUGGAGCUUAAACGGAUGAUGCUUCAAUCAGAUAAUCAAAAAUUGAUCUCCAUGGCUACAAAGGUUGAAUUAUUGAACAAUCAACUUCUAUUGGUGAAUGAUCGUUGUUCAAAUCUUCACCGAAGAAUUGUAAAGGAAGGCGGUAAUGAAACAGCUUAUAUGGAUUCGUUGAAAAAUAAAUGCGAAGAAUUGGAAAGGCAACUGAGUGAAGAGAAAGCCAAAAAUGCGAUCAAUUGCUCGCAGAUUGACAGCGCUACCACGGAUGAGAUUGAACAGUGUUGUGAAGUACUUGCAUCUGUGGAAGCACAAACAAACCGAAUUUGCAAACAAAUCGAAAAAAUUGAUAGUGCUCAGAAGGAUGAACGACGGCGUUCGUUAUCUAAGGACAGCAGCGCAACAAUCAUAGCUGAAUUAGCAAGCGUGAUGUCCGAAUUAAAUAACGUUCAUCAGCUACUUGAAGCACACAAGGUUAAUAUAGCAAGCGUCGCUCGAGGUUCUCCAGUGAAAAAUAUAUCAAACGUGAAUUCAGAGCCAAAACCGUGUAGCAAAUGCAAAGAAAGUGAAACAUGCAUCUUAUCGCAGAAGGAUGAAAUUAUGUUCUACAAGAAGAAAAAUAAGGAACUCACUAAUCAAGUGCUGCAGACGGAAGAUCGUUGGACUGCUGAAAUUGAAAAACAGAGGCAAAGUUAUGAAAAUGAGGUCCGCAUUUUACAUACAAAGCUAAAUGAUGCGCAAAAGAAUGUGAUAGAGCAGGAGCAUUUGUUGGAAUCACGUACUGUAGCACUGGCAGAGAAGGCUCUUAUGAUACAGGAACGAGAUGAAAAAUGUGAUAAGUUGAAAAAAGAAUUGCUUAUUGUGAAAAAAGAAAUUCAGGACAUCGAAGCCAACCGUAGAUCUGCUAAGGAGUUUGAAAUCAAAUACAAGAAAUUGGAGUCGAUGUUCAAUUUGGAAAAGGAAAAAUUGGCUGAGGAGAGAACGAAAUCGAAGUCAGAAGUGACAAUGUUGAAGAAGAAAUUCGAGGAAACAUUAAUCGAUCUCGAGAAGUUACGUAACAAUUACGUAAAGAAGGAAAAGGCCUGGCAGGAAAAACGUGAUAAGCUCGAGGAUGAAUUGGCGUGUUUAAGAAAACAGCUUAAUAAGGAUGCCGCAAAUGAUAGCACAGAAGGUACAACGACUGUCUCUGAUCUCAGUUCAUCUGUUACCGUUAAACAUCAGUUAGCGGCAGCACCAGUACUAGCAAACCAGAAAAAUGAUGAUAUUGCCGAUCUGAAAGAUCAACAAAUCGCAACUUUGCAAAUGAAGAACAAAGAGUUGACAAAUCAAAUCUCAGAUGCGAAACGGGUUAAUGAAGAUUUACGCAUGGAGCUUGCCUCUUUACAACAAAAAUGGACUAAAGAUAAGAAUGAUUUAUUACAUAAAGCGAGACAAGAAGAAAAGAUCCGUAAUGUUGAGCUCGAUGCAUUACAGCAAAAGUUUGCAAGCCGAAUGCGAAUCAUGGAAGAUACGAAUAAAUCGUUGCAUUCACAGUUGGUGCAAGCUCGACGGGAUCGUGAUUAUCACCGUGAAGCACUGCAUAAUUUUGAAAGCAAAGUUUCGGAGGAACAAUGCCGUGCAGAAAGUGACAUAAAACGACAUAAAGAAUUGGAGCGAAGAAGCGCCGAUAUGGCCAAACAGAUAGAAGAUUUGAAGGAAGAAGUGACCAAAUUGAAUGCUGAUCUGAAAUUGGCAAAAGAGACUCAUGAAGCUGAUCGUGCUUUAUGGGAUGUUGAAAAAUCUCAUAUUAAGUCCAGGAGGAUGACAGCUUCGGCUAAUAAUAAUAUUGCCGAUGCACAAAAUGUCAAGGUAACGGAAAGUGCUUUGAAAACUGCUGAAAUGGUUCAAAAGAAGUAUGCGGAAUAUCAAAAUUUUUAUGCGAAAGAAGUGGAAAGGUUAAAUAUGAAAAUGAAAGAACUUGUGAAUGAGAAUCUCGCCAAACAGCACGAAUCAGAAAAAACUAUCAAAAAUCUGCGUGAACAGAUCAAAGUAUUGGAAAUAAGUCAACGAAAUUUAAUGGAAGCUCGCGAUAUGCAAUUAGGUGCAAAAGAGUUCUUAGAAAGUGAACUUGAAAGGUUACAAGAAAUGCUAAAUCUAAACGAAGUUCAUCGGCUGACGCGGAAGUACAAAUUCUCAUUAAUUAUUGAUCGGUUGCAAAUACUAAUUGAUUCGCUAAAUAAAUCAUCAAAUAUUGGGAAAGAUUCACUGGAUAAUUUGAAAGCUUUUAUCUCUCAACUGAAACAAAUGAAAGAGGAAGAAUACAAGUCAUUUCCGAUCAGCAAUGGAAAAAAACAAAGCAAAACUGAUGAAAAUCCUAGACCGGCUGAAAGUGAAUCCAGUUCUGUAUCGCAAGCAACAUCUGAUGCAACUUUACAAUCUACUACUCCGACUCAAUUCUAUUCCUACAGUACCCUUCCGACAUCAUCAUACAAGUUAACAGCAACAGUGAAGCAACUGAGCGAAAGUAAUUCCGCCGUUGAAAUUCGACAACUGGAAGCAAUCACUAAUGGAACACAAUCGCCAAUUAAGAAAAUUUCACCAUUUCCGGACCCACCACCUACUUUUAUACUUAACAAGGAGAUGGUGGUAGAAUACGAUAAAGAUGGCCGUCUUCAUUAUAUCCCUAAAAGUAUUUCACGUUCCGCUUCACGUGAUCGAUGUGAUGACAACGAUUUUGCAUCGUAUGGACAGGAUGACGGUGAUGAUUCAUCAACCGGACAUCUACAUUUGAGAACAAAUAGUACCGGAACGAAUAUUUUGUAUGACAUUCGUCGAAUUGAACUAGCUCGUGGUACCCAGCCAUCAGUACGUCUGAUGGCAAAGGCAUUUGACACAAUGGAAGCAAACGCAUCAAAAACUCUUCCAAACUCCAAGCGAUCUUUGUUUGGUAUACGCAAAUCGCGUUCCGUUGAAACUAGUGAAGUAGGAAAAGGCAUUGGAAGUGCUACAAAAAGUGUGUUAACAUCUUUAGCACCAUCACCAGUAGCAGUAACUGUACUCGGCCGAAAUACAUCACUCAUUCAUAUCGAGGAAUUAAUGGGUAGUCAAUCACCGUUCGGAAACGUAUCCCGCGGAAGUCGAAAUCCAUUUAAACUUAUGAAAACAAAAUUGGUUGAACGUGUACGACGAAGUUUGAGUAGAUCAAAUUCCAAAAGACACAGGGAUAAUUCGACAGGAAGUGGUCAAAGCAUUAAACGUGGAGAUGAAAGCAGUACGAUAGCUGAUCAGGAAAUUGAAGUGCUUGAAAAAUUCGGAGAAACAAAGGAUUCUCACACAUCAUCAUCACUUACUAAGAAAAGUACAAGCAAACCUCGGAUCAAAAAGAAGGUAAAGAAAACAGCAACAACCAGUUAG
Messenger RNA from Loa loa (African eye worm), 5265 nucleotides. Its product is annotated as CBR-TAG-241 protein. NCBI's taxonomy places the organism in Eukaryota, Metazoa, Nematoda, Chromadorea, Rhabditida, Onchocercidae. The record is from RefSeq and is a predicted model, not a curated record. The coding region runs from base 1 to 5265 and encodes 1754 amino acids. The transcript has 39 exons.